Molecule: messenger RNA, 2804 nt
Organism: Pseudophryne corroboree (corroboree frog)
Lineage: Eukaryota; Metazoa; Chordata; Amphibia; Anura; Myobatrachidae
Gene: PAG1
Product: phosphoprotein membrane anchor with glycosphingolipid microdomains 1
Exons: 9
Coding region: 506-1807 (433 amino acids)
Biological process (GO): intracellular signal transduction; negative regulation of T cell activation
Cellular component (GO): membrane raft; plasma membrane
Molecular function (GO): SH2 domain binding
Source: RefSeq, a predicted model, not a curated record
GUGGGAGCUGCCAGGCCUGGGAGCUGGGAGGGGGAUAAUGCCAGUGUUUGCAAUGCAUGCUUGCUGCAGAUACUGUCACAGGCUGUGCUGUGGAAGAGGUAGUAGCAAUAGCUGAGAGCCUGGUGCUGAUGGACAGAAGCUGUGCUGGGCACACGUGCUGCAGGCUAUGUUAGUGCCCCUCUCCGGGCUGCCUUGUGGAGGAGGGGGACUGACAUCCCAAUCUGCUGCGGGUGGAUGGUGUGUAUGGACUGGAACUGGAGUGCAUUGACUGAUGUUGUCCAGUCUUUACUUCCUAAAUAUUGCAAGUACCAUCUAUUUCAGAUCACCAGGAGAUGUUGAGGAAAUAAACCUAUUUACAGUCAGCUGAGAUACUUCACAGUUAGAGUUUGGUGAAAGCCAUGCGAUCUGCCUAAAUACAGAUGGUCUGAUACUGUCACCUCCACAGGAAGAAAUCUCUCUUCAUACAAAUGAGGCCGCACUCUGCACGCUCCCGUAGCUGCUGAGAAUGGCUCCAGUCUUGCAGAAUAUCGUUGGAGCCCAAAGCUGGGGCCUCAGCAGUGAGCAAACGCUGGUCAUAGCAUGGGGAGGUCUAGCUGCCGUGUCCACCUUCCUCUUUAUUACAAUCCUCAUCUUCCUCUGCUCCAGCUGUGACAGGGGAAAACGGGCAAAACAUCAAAACGGUGACCAUGAAAAUCUGAUGAAUGCGCCUUCUGACAAGGAGACACACAGCCACUCUGUGACGAGCCUGGGAACCGAGGCACCAGCCAGCAGUUACCGGAAUGGUGCGGUCAGUACAGGCGAUGUCUCAGAAGACAGUACAGCGACCUGUGUUCCGACAUACGAGGACGUGCAGAGCUCUCUCCCUGACUUGUGCGAUCUCCAGGACUUCACAGGAAAGUCUGUGAGAUGCCCUCAGACCAGAGAGCUGCCUCAGAUCCCUGCGGAGAGUAACCUAGAGUCUGCCCUUUCAACUGGCAGCACAGAAAAUGAUGCCCCACUGUACAACGAGGGGGCAUACGAGGUGCUGAAAGACAGCUCUUCCCAUGAAAACAUUAUUGAAGAUUCGCUCUACGAGACUGUAAAAGAAUUAAAGGACAUUAGCUCUUCAACCAGUGCAGAGGAAAGGAACCUAACCAUGAACAUGCCACAUGCCAGCCCGACAAUCACCGAGUGUAGAAUGGAGGCUGCCGUUGAAUACGCCUCUGUGGACCAUAAUCGUAAAAGCAGGCAAAGCAUCAACACUCAGAGUGCGGCCAGUACACCGACCUAUCAGGAUGAUGACAUACCCCCGCCCCUUCCGAAGAAACUGCUGGACGAGAAUGAGAAUGUGCAAAGCAAAGAGCAACAGGAGGAGCAGAAGGACCAAGACGGUGGAGCAAGCGAAGAAGACAAGAGACAGAGUCAUCUAUCCUACAAAUCUCGGGAAGAAGACCCAUGCCUGACAGAAGAUGAUAUUUCUGCAAUGUAUUCAAGUGUGUCUAGAACCGGACAAUCUCUGAGACUUCAAGAAGACCUCUCCCAUUAUUCCUACAUCCAAGAUGUUGAGAUAUCGCCAACGAGCUGCAAUGGAACUUAUGCUACAGUGAGGGAUAUUGAUAAAAGCCCCAACAUUAUUGAUUUGCCAGCUUCAAUUGAGAUAAUAAAUGGCAUACCUAACCCGGAAUAUGAAGCCAUUUCUGCCAUAAGCCAAAGAGAGGAGAGGACUACUGCUCUCUCUGGUGCUGGUCAGGGCGUGCUACCACAUGGUGAGAGCGACUAUGAAAGCAUUGGUGAUCUGCAACAAAAUGGAGACUACACUAAACUUUAAAGAGUGCAAAAAAGUAUUAUUAUUAUUUUCUAACUGAUAUAGCACAAUCCUUUGAAUGGGUUCUUCAUGUACCCUGCCUAGUCAUGGAUUUACGUCAAAGAAAAAGCACAGGUUUGCAUACAAGAACUGUCUCCCGGCUGCAUGAAGACAUUGAGUUGUGACAUUGAGCUAUUUUUUUUUAUGUGCCAUUUAUUUUCUUUAUAGGUAAAUUGAAAUAUUGUCUAAAAACUGGAUGACCCCAUACGGAGUAAGCAGUUAGGUAUUCAUGUGUCCUCUUUAUAGAAUACUUUAAUGAAGAAGAAUAAUCAGUUGUAGUCAGAUGUAUAUUUUAUUAUCAUUGAACCUGUAUUUAAUUUGAAAAUUGUUUGUGUAUUUGUUUUUUUGUAUUGAUCGGUUUUGUUAGUAAGUUUGGUUAUAGCUUAUAGUCACUGUUGCUAGAAGUUUCUUUUUAAGGCUUUUUAUUAGCAACACAUACCAGGAUAAUCAGAAUUGCGCUUUUUCCCCCUCUAAAAAACGAAUUGCAAAGUUGAGUUCUAUUUCACACUUUGUAAAUAUUGGGAAUGUGUAACAUUUCCUAAAGGAAAUAUUUUGCUAUAAUACAGGGAAGAGGGUGACAAAGCAUUAGGGCAAAGGUGUGUACACACGGCGUGAUGCUCCGUGUGCCCAACAUUAACGCUUCGGCCCCGCUGAUAUAGUCAAUGUUGGGCUGCCUGCACAGUCUAUUUUUCCUUGCGAUGCCGAUCUCGCGGGGCCGCGCAUCGACAUCGUAAGCUGUGUACACACGGUGCAAUAUGCACUAACUUUCCUUAUGAUUUUGACUAUAUAGUGAAAAUCGUAAGGAAAGUGAAGUGCCUGUCGCACCGUGUGUGUGCACCUUAAGAGUUAUUACACAAAAUGCUGGUUAUUCAGUUGUAGCCCAUGUUUUAUGAUUUUAACAGCGUUGGCAAUUUCAAAAGAUUACUUUUUCUUACAGCCAAUAAUAAAGGCUUUUAGAACA